GCUUACUCCGGUCACCGGAAUCGGUCCGGGUCGAUAUGCUCGUUCAGACUGCGGCCGGCUAGGAUGUGAUGAGUCAAUCACCCUGUAUAGGGGACUUUUCCAACCAUGAGGGAUCCCAUUGAUCAACUUUGGAGAUAAAAUGUUGUACCUCGGCAAACACACCAAAUUUCCAUAAAUGUGAGGGACAAUCGGACGCCCACACGAUGGAGGAACAAAAGUCUACCGGAAAAAUGAAGGAAACAUGUUAUCUGUUCAAUACUUUCACGGACGCCUCGCUCGAAAAGCUCUAUCAGAGUUUCAGCGUGAAACAGAAGAGGGCGGGACUGGAGUGCUUCCUUAUCACUGCCCUAUUGUUCGACAUCUACAUGUUAGUGGUACCCAGUGGCCAGGACUUCCUCACCUAUGGCUUCAUGGGCCUCUUCCUGGUCCUAAACGCCUCCCUUUUCGUCUGGUGCAGGGGCGGCUUCAAAAGUAAAAUCCUCUGGGCAGCUGUGGCCCACGUGAGCUGGCACAUAGCCAACGCUCAGGUGCUGGCUGCUCUCUUUCUCCAGAAGAAUGAGGUCACGUCCAGGGACAGUCUGGGAUGGGUCCUCCUCCUCGACUACCUGAUUUAUGUCACCUUGCCCAUACGACUGCGGUACUGCAUCAUCCUGAGCGUGGGCACAUGCGCUUCCUACAUCGCAGCGCUCGUCGGGCUGUCCAAGUCGGAUUUGCAUUUCUAUCAGCAGCACCUGUCAAAUUGCAUCUUGCUAGCGACGGCCAAUCUGCUAGGACUUACAUCCUUUCUGGUCGAGGACAAGCAACAAAGAAGGGCAUUUCUUGAAACCAGGCAGUCCUUGGAGGUGAAGCUUGUCAUAGAGGAGCAAAGUGCUGAACAGGAAAGGCUUCUACUUUCUGUACUACCCGAACAUGUUGCAGUCCAGAUGAGGAAAGACUUGGACUCCACAGACAGCCAGUUCAAAAAAAUAUACAUGAGCAGACACGAAAAUGUCAGUAUUCUGUAUGCAGACAUCGUUGGAUUCACUGCGAUUUCUUCAACUUAUUCUGCUCAAGAGUUGGUGAAAAUGUUGAACGAACUUUUCGCAAGAUUCGACAAACUUGCCGAGAAAUACCAGCAACUAAGGAUAAAAAUUCUGGGGGAUUGUUACUACUGCAUAAGUGGCGCUCCUAAGGAGAGGAGAGACCAUGCUGUACUGUGUGUUCAUAUGGGGCUAUCCAUGGUGAAAGCUAUCAAAUACGUCCAGCAAACGGCGAAUUCCCCUGUAGACAUGCGGGUAGGGAUCCACACAGGAGCCGUGCUUGCAGGAGUGCUAGGACAGAGGCAAUGGCAAUUCGACGUCUAUUCCAAGGACGUGGAAUUGGCCAAUAAAAUGGAGAGCAGCGGCCUGGCAGGGAGAGUACACAUUUCUGAUUCCACAUUAUCUUUCCUGAGCGGUGAAUUUGAAGUUGAGCCUGGGUUUGGAGAAAAAAGAGAUGAAUCAUUGAGAACAGCAGGACUUAAGACAUAUUUCAUAGUGAGAGUACUCAAACCAUUUCAACCAAUCACCCAAGAAAUUCAAAAUGGUAGCAGCAUUCAGCCAGAAGAAGAUAGUUGUGUCAUUACUGAAAUAGGCUCGGAAACCAAAGAAGAAGAAGCAGCACAUGAUCGUAGUAAUGGCAGAUCACGUCAAGAUUCUGCAGAUUUCAAAAUAAGACUAAGAAAGGAAUUGGUCAGCAGGGAUGGACAUAAGGAACUGUCGAAAAACACGAAACUGCUGAAUCUGGCAUUCAUAGAUCCUCAGAAAGAAAAAUCGUACCACCGACACAUAGAGUCAUUUUCCAGCUUCACAUUACUCAUGUUUUUGAUAGUUAGGUUGGCUGUAGGAGCUACGAUAGUUAUAGUAUUACCAAGUGAUUUAACAAUAGACAUCACCUAUUGCAUUGAGAACAUUGUGUUCUUCAUAUUGAUAAUGGUAGCUAUAGCUGAGGAAUUUCCAGGAUUGUCGAAAUGUUGGAAGACGUUUAAGGAAUCUAUGAUGAUGCGACGAAUAUUAUCAACCAGUUGUAUCGUACUCAUAGGCACUGUGAACAUUCUAGAUUCAGUUUCUUGUGUCCACCUGAAGAAACACUCGGAAAAUUGUUCAACAACCAUGGAUCUUGACGCGUCUUGUCUGUACCCUUCAUACUUCAGCAACUUCACCGUUCUAAUUCUAAUUGCAUCUUCAUUGCCUGCCUGUCUCUCCUAUUUGUGGAAGAGUUUUCUCAUGCUAUUGAUAGCUGGAGCUCAGUGCAUAGUUAACAUCUUCAUCCUUGCCUCAGACUUAGACUGUGAAGAGCUCAUGAAGCACUGGACUAGUUUGACAAAAGGCAAAUAUUCUCUGUCUGGACUCCUAUUGACCGCUACUUUGGCAUUAGCUUUUCUGGCAAGGCACAUGGAGAAAGUUGCAAGAGUGCUUUUUCUUUGGAGAUGUGAAGUAGAGGAGCAAAGGGAUUGUGCUGAGGAUAUGAGACGAAGAAAUGAAGCGUUGGUUUACAAUAUUCUACCUCCACAUGUGGCAGCUCAUUUCAUGGGGAAUAGAAAGAGAAAGCAUGACGAGUUGUAUUCACAAAGUUAUGCGGAGGUCGGGGUACUUUUUGCUUCCAUGCCAAAUUUUUCAGAUUUCUAUUCAGAAGAAACAGUGAACAAUCAAGGCUUGGAGUGCCUGAGGUUUCUGAACGAAGUGAUAUCAGAUUUCGAUGCACUCUUAGAAUUGCCACAAUUCCAAGAUGUAAUCAAAAUAAAGACGAUAGGGUCAACUUACAUGGCAGCCAGUGGCCUAAAUCCAACAAGACAAAUCAAGCCUGAAGAUCCGAUCUCGAUAAGAUGGUCGCAUUUGGCUCUAUUGGUUGAUUUUGCUCUGGAGCUGAUGAAAGCGCUUCAAAGUAUCAACGAACAAUCAUUCAACCAUUUCGUAUUGAAGCUAGGUAUAAAUCACGGGCCUAUAACAGCUGGUGUCAUUGGCGCCAGAAAACCACACUAUGACAUCUGGGGUAAUACUGUAAAUGUAGCUUCCAGAAUGGAAAGUACUGGUAAAGCUGGAUGCAUUCAGGUCACCGAAGAAACCUGCGAAAUACUUCAACAUUUCGGCUACCACUUCGAGCAGCGCGGUCUGGUGACAGUUAAAGGAAAAGGCCAGCUCAUGACCUACUACCUGGGUAAAGCAGGCAAGACAACCACUCCAAAUGAGCCAGUAUCGCCAAUCAUGGGCGUGUCCUACAUGGAGACUGUCAAUGAGGAGGACGAGUCCCACGACAGUCCAACUUCGAAGUCUGAUGAGAAGACUGUCAUCGAAUGCUCCGAAAAGAUGGACGACGACGUUUUCGCUUCCGAAACAGAGAUGGCGCCCGAUCAGGUGCUAUUGACGAAGGAGGUGGAGCCAAAGGACUCUACGGAGUCGACUCUGUUGCUCAGCCAGGUCGAUACGUAGAAAUAUCGAUAAAGAUAUCAGUGUUUCAGACAGGUGUCUGGAUCUUUGCUUAUAUACUCCUUGAGGAGUGAUAGUUAUAUUGAUUAGAAGAUCGAUAUUUUGACUUUGUUCACGUGGAUUUAGCUUUCAGCAAAUUAAUGAGUUUCUACUUGAAUUGUUGAAGUGUUUCUGUUUCAUUGCGCUUGUACAGAUGCAUGUAAUGAUAUAGGCUUUGAUACAGCUCUACCUUAGUGUCACAAUUAUUUUACCUAAAUUCUAGUAUGACAAUAACAAAAUAGUGGCUCUCGUUACUCGAAAAAGUUCUACAAUAAUUUCAAUUUAUAGAUAUAGAUGAAAAAUGCGAACAAUCAUUAUGAUCUAUCUACUACCAUACAUUAGAUCACACUGUUGUAGUAUAUCGAUGUAAAUAUUAUAUGAUUUUCGUUCUACGGAUGAAGAAUUGUUUGAGAUGUACAUAUUAUAUGUAUGGCAGACAGGUACUGAAUAUUGCAGAAUGUUUUUGUAUGUAGAUAUUACUCUUUUAUAUUAUUUUUAUACCUCUCGCAAAGCAUGGUUCAAGUGAAUGUAUAAUUUUCUUGAUAAUGGACGUAGAAGCUAAAUAACUUCAUUACGUUUUAUCUCUACACAGUAAAUGUUUAGACUAUGUAACAAUGAGUAUAACAAUCAUUAAUGUAUAGUGUUUAGCAUAGCAUUUUUUUCUUCAGAUCCAAUUUUUGAAUCCAUAUAACCAAAAAUAUAUUUUAACAUGCUGAGUUAAUGAAACUGAAAUCUUUUUGACAUAUCGAAAAUGUACCUAAAAUGAGGCAGGGUUGUUUGUUUGAAUGUAACAUGAUCACUAAUGGAGAAUCAAUGUCAAUUCUCGAUUUGAAUUUUAAUUCAUUUUGCAGCUUGAGAAGCAUACAUUAAUGUAAAAUAUCACGAAAUAAUUGUUAGUAAGGCCUAAAUAUUUUUGUAAGAUAUAUAAUUUGUUAGAUGAGAUGUCAAAGACAAUUAGGUUUGCUGAAGUGUUAUUGUUUAUAUUUAAAUUCAUGAAAACAACUCAUGAUUUAAUUGACCAUUCCAUUCGAUGUGUUUUUGUUGGAAUAAUCUUAAUAAAACUGUAGCUUUUAUUAAAUGAAAUUGAUGGAAAAUAAAAUUCAUGAGACA
This is a messenger RNA of Phaedon cochleariae (mustard beetle), 4592 nucleotides long. NCBI's taxonomy places the organism in Eukaryota, Metazoa, Arthropoda, Insecta, Coleoptera, Chrysomelidae. The record is from the annotation of a GenBank genome assembly.